UUUGUUACAAUUCUAACCUUGUCGCAAGGCGGACAUGGUGGCAGGCAUGGCAGUAUAGGUGGGGCAGGACACGGUUCUGGACAUGGUCUCACUGGAGCCGGACAAGGCGAGCAGCCCCCACCAGGACACACGGAGCAUAUCCCCAGGUCGUUGCGGGACGCGGCGCAGGGUUUCGUAGAGUAUGGAUAGCAAGCCCCGCAAGGAAGCCCUGUGCAAACACAAGGGUCAAAACUGUAGAAAGGAGCACUCAUUUUGCCUUUUGCUGUUUUUAAUGUAAUAAAUUUUUUAUAAAAAAAAAAAUACAAAAAUUUGCUAAAUAUGUACAGACUUCAGAGAACACAGGUUUUUGACAAAUAAAAAUGAUUAUCAAAUGACUUACUACUUUUUUAUGUUCGGUCUUUGAAUUUUUGGAGCUGGCUGAAAUAAAUCUUCUGUCACAAAAAUUGUCAAUCACCUAAAACAAUUGUCAUAAUGACUUGAAAGCAAAAUCUCAAAAAAUCACAAAAUUAAAAUUAUAAAUUAUUAAGUGUAUUAAAAUUAUGUGCUCUUGUCCGUGUUUUUGUCCGACUUGUCCAGCUAUUCUUCCGUGUGGUACUGGACCAUGUCGGUUUACGUGUCCACCACCUCCUGCGUGCUGUCAACCGUGUUGUCCACCGCCGGUACCCUGCACUCCAUGCCCGCCGUGUAACUGUCGACCAGUGUUUCGACAAUGUCCAGCGCCUGUCAUACCGGACUUGGUCCCUCCGAUCGUGCCUAUGCUGCCGCCUUGCAAGCCUCGUCGCGCACCUCCAUGUGAUCCUCCGCCGCAUCCACCACCAUGUCCAGUGUGUUGUCCACCAAUAUUGCCUUGCUGUCCUCCACCUGAACCAUGCGAUCCGCCACCAAUUCAACCUUGUCCAGAGCCGACACCAUGUUAUCAGCCAGUAUUACCUUGUUGUAAUCCACAAUGUCCUCCGCCGAUACUUCCAAAACAACGUCCAAUAUGUCCCAGAGCACCCCCAGCUCCGUACCCUUGCUUACCUGUUUGUCGGAGCUGUUGUUUAGACUGCGAGUUGGAUCCAGUAACACGACGAAGGCCACUGAUCGUCCAUGACAGCGUGUUCCAGAACAGACCUUCGGGAUAUCCAGCGGAAUGCUUUACUCGACGUAACCCCAACGUGCGGUAUAGCGUCUCAAACUACGUGCGACAAGGUCCACAAGCCGGCUGCUUUUACCCUGUGCCAGUUCCUUUGAGGUAGCAUUACGAUUCAGUUCGUUUGUGCACGUGAAUAUUGUAACGUUUAGAAUUUGUUAAAUAGAAAUGUUCUAAAUAUGGAAACAUAAUGUUUUAUAUGAAGUUCAAAAUAAAUACUUUUUUUGCAUA
This is a messenger RNA of Manduca sexta (tobacco hornworm), 1363 nucleotides long. Its product is annotated as proline-rich extensin-like protein EPR1. The transcript is spliced from 3 exons. Bases 540 to 1238 code for a protein of 232 amino acids. Lineage: Eukaryota; Metazoa; Arthropoda; Insecta; Lepidoptera; Sphingidae. The record is from RefSeq and is a predicted model, not a curated record.